This is a messenger RNA of Schistosoma curassoni, 4295 nucleotides long. The record is from the annotation of a GenBank genome assembly. Lineage: Eukaryota; Metazoa; Platyhelminthes; Trematoda; Strigeidida; Schistosomatidae.
GGGAUUUCGACCGGGCGCCAUUUCGUUUGUUGCAAUGCAGUUUACAACGUUGGUAUUUUUGAUUCAGCUAUGGAUAUGUGUUUCUAGUCAUGGUCAUGAUCAAGUCCAUAGUCAUGAACCACCCCACUAUAAGUAUUCUAAGGAAGCUAAUAUUGGGUAAUUGAGUCUGUUUUGUUUGCGUUUUGUUGCAAACUUUAUUUGGUAUUUGAACGAAUAAUUAUUCACUUAUUUGUAAAUGAUAUUUCCAACAUUUUUACCUAACCAUUCUUCACCAAGUUAUCUUUACGCUUUCGAAUUAGUAAGCGGUGAAGAUUCUAUUUCAUUCUCAUUUCGAAUGGAUAUUGGUAAAGUAAAAGUUUUCGCAUACUUGGUUUCAAUACUCCAGGAAGGUAUUAAAGUGACCGCGGAUCAAAUUGAAAGACAAAAAUAAUCCGAGUUAGUUCGUGCCACUAUCGUAUCUAUAGAUUGAUAGUGAAUCUAUCUACAUCGGAAGCAAAUUCCUGGAUGUGACUAAUUAUAAGAAACUGAGCAUAAGGUCGGUAGUAUAAAGACCAUGACUAAAGAUUGUCAAUCAUCUUUCAAUCUUAAACCUCAAAGCACUUGUAGCGGUUAUUCACUGAAUAUACUUCUACAUACCAAUCCUUUUGUACAUUGUAAUUGUAAUAUCCAGUAAAACCACUGAGAAAAGAAUGUGGUCUGUGCAUUGAUGGCUAUUUGUUAAUAAUGGGGUGUAUCCCAGGUUCCUCGUUUCUUAUCGCACUGUAGGAGGAUAAAAUGCACCAGACAGCUGUAUUUUUUUUGUAUUCCUAACAUCAAUAAAGAGGUGAACACCUUAUCAAACCGCAAGCUGAAAAUUUUGGGGUUUAGUAUUGUCACCACAACAAGUACUAUAUUGAUAGUAAGCAAAUGUGACUGAUUUUAUGCCAUAACUAUUCGUUUAAACGACAUUUUAGAACUAAUUAAAACUUGAAUUCGACGUAUUUGUUACUUAAUUAUUACAGAAAUGUCAUAAAGUCUCAAGGCGCUCUUCGUUGUCGAAAGAAGAUCUUUGUUAACUACUAGGUAUCGAAAGAUCAUUUGUGUGACAUUUUCUAAAGUCCUAUUGAUCUGGAACAUAGUGACCAAGCUAAUGACACUUACAUAAUAGACGUAAAUGUAACUGGUCUGAUAUAGAUAUCAUUAUGAUUCCAUUAAUCGCUAUAAAGCAAACAUAAAACUCGACCUGGGUGCGCUACAUUAAUUCGAUCUGUAAUCGUUUUCAAGGUCAUAGCGUAAUAGUAAAUGGGUCUAAGUAAUUUUCAAGAGCCAUGCAUCAUUUUCUUUAAUGUUUGGGAGUCUCAUAUUUGAUGCUGACAUGACACAUCUGGCUGUGACAAAACAGGUUCUCAAACCAAAAUCUAACUUGGCAUCAAGAAAAAUUUAUGUAACACUGACAUUGUUGUGAUGUAUAAAGUAAUCGUAGACUUGGUGACCAUAAAUUUUAUUACUUAUAUAGUGAACGAAAACUCAGGAGACGUUUAACGUCCCGGGUGCAGUAUGGACAUCAGACCUAGAUGGCCCAGCACGUCGACAGAGCUACGAUCGGCGUGAUGGUGGGCUCGCCAUUUCGACGGGAAGCAAGGCAUGGACCAAGAAAGCGACACAGCGGGUAGAACAACUGCGAGAGCGACUUUUCGAAAUGGAGGGGGACAAGUGUGGUGCUUGCUACUCUUGCGGACAGAGUAAUUUUGCGUAAAACAAUAAAUUGUUUCACCUUACCUGAGUUUUCGUUCACUACACUUGCACCAAAGGAUAGAUAUUAGCCUUCCAACUGUAGGCCAAGUACACUAUGACGUACUCUAUGCUAACGAAAUUAUUUUUAAUCAUAUAUUUACUUGUACUUCACGAUAUGUAACUGACAGUCAUGUUGGAGCAAUUUAUACUAACAGAAGAAGAACGUGCUCUGUACUUUUACGCAUCUGUUUACAUCACUCGUCUAAAUUACAGAAAUUGAAUGCAAAUAAACACGUAAAAGCUAGAAUCUAAUGUUCUGUUUUAGUGAACACGAACUAGUGGAGUCUGUACAUUAGUAGACUUGGUAAUUUACGUGAUGUAGUGGCAUUUUUGUGAUUGAGAUUUGCAAAUGAAGUGGUUGCUUUUAGUGUUGAGUUCUGUGAGCUAGCUGAUUUAAUUGUAGAUCAUUCAAUGUCGUUCUGUAGAGGAUCGUCGGCUUCUACUAAAUACAGGAAUGACGUUUACUUUCAUCCUGAUGGCCUUGUUUGUAACGGAUUAUCUUUGUAUAAGGAAAAUCACGUACGGGAAACACGUAAAGAUUCCUCUGAGCAACUGUGGGUCGAAGUAUUCGGAGCUGUGUUACUCAUUAGUAUCGCUCCUUUUAUUAUAUUGUGCCUGAUGCCAGAUUUGAACAAACACCGUGGCUUCCUCAAGGUCCUUCUCGCAUUUGCAGCUGGUGGUUUACUGGGAGAUGCAUUUCUUCACUUAAUUCCUCAUGCAUUGGAGAGUGGACAUUCUAAUCCUGACCACGCUCACGAGGAAAAUACUGGAGAUGGACAUGGUCACAAGCGUCACUCCUACGUUGGACUUUAUGUUGUUGGUGGAAUUUUCGUGUUCUUGUGCGUCGAAAAAUGUAUCCGACUUUUUAGAAAUGAACAUUGUGGAGGCCAUACUCAUCAUGCAGUGUCUAAUGUUGACGGUGAAAAUAAAGGAAAGAAUAAGAAAAAAGGGGAAGAUACCAAAAGUGGAGCUAAAACUAGACCUACAGACUUCAAAGUUUCUGGAUAUCUUAACUUGGCAGCAGAUUUUACGCACAAUUUUACUGAUGGGUUAGCUAUUGGUGGAUCCUUUCUGGUUAGUAGAAAUGUUGGUUUUCUGACCACUUUUACGGUUCUGUUACAUGAACUUCCGCAUGAGAUUGGGGACUAUGCAAUACUUAUACAAUCCGGAUUUUCUUCACGUAAAGCUAUGCUUCUUCAAUUGAUCACUGCUAUUGGUGCACUUUUGGGUUCAUCUGUUAGCUUACUUGCUGCACGUGUUAGUAUUGGUCCUAUUGUUUUUGAUGCUAAUAUACUACCAGUUGUAACAGAUGAUGUUGUUAUUGGUUGCAUUUUACCAUUUACUGCCGGUGGUUUUAUCUACAUAGCUAUGACUUCUGUGCUACCUGACCUGUUGGCAACUAAUAAUAACACCGGUACUACUACUAAUACAACAAAAACACGAAACAAUGGAUUAAAAUCAUUCGUCCAAAGUCUACUUGAAAUAAUUUCUUUAAUUAGCGGCGUUGCAAUGAUGGCUGCUAUCGGAACACUGGAAUAAAGAUGUAAACAAGUAUAUUUUGUGUCUGUAGAGAAAAAAACAAACUAGGUUGAUAUGACAAAUGUAGUAUAGUUUAUUUUUUCUGUUUAUGCAUACUGGUACUUUUUGCUGCAAUCUAGUCCCCUCGUAUCCUGUUUUUCUUUUUCGUUUGUUUGUUCAUAUUUCAUAAAAUCUACUUUUAAGUGAAGCAAAGAAAUUCAAAGUAAAAAGCAUUUUCAGAGUACAAACGUACUAUUUGAAGAAAAUUACAAUUUAUUUGCUCGUAUACUUUCUGUCUCCCUUCGUAUACUUUUUUCUUUAUUGUUAAUUAUGUUGUUGUUGUUUUCUUCAGUUAAGUUUGAUCUUGUUCCAAUGAUUUUCAUUUUUUAUCAUGAUUUAGUAAUACUUCCAUUGUACUAUUUAUUGUUGUAAAAUGAUUAAUUUUGGUGGAGUUUUGUUCUCUGAGCUGGAUGGACGACCAAACCAUCCAGCUCAGAGAACAAAACUCCACCAAAAUCAUCCACCUGAGCUACAAAUCUUCUCCACCAUCUCAAAAUGAUUAAUGUAUUUGUAUAGUUUUCUUAUAUAUUUUUAUCUUGUUGGUUGAAUGGUUCUAAAUGAUUGUUUCUCUUUUUUUUGAUAUUGUUAUCGUUCUUAUCAUAGAACUUAAUUAUCCAAAAAGAAAAGAAACUUUUGAAGUGAACCAAACAUUUACAUUUCUAUCAUCGAUUUUCUUCUUCUUCUUCUUAUUUGGUAUGGUAUAUUUGUAUUUUGUAUUUAAUAACAAACGAAAGCAGUUUAUUACAUAAUCACAAUUGUACAUCGAUCAGAACUUCCCUUUUGUGUUGGUGCUUUUUUUAAAUUAUCCAUAACUUUGUAUUAGUUUGUUCAUUUCAUUUGUUUUUUCUUCACCGGUAUGUUUGACUUAUUAUUUUGGUAAAGUGAUUUUGUUUUUCUACUAACUGUUGCAGUUGGAUGGAGGAAAGAUUAUUGUUCAAUAUGGU